AUGAGGGAAUGCAUAUCAGUCCAUGUGGGUCAAGCGGGAGUUCAGAUUGGCAAUGCCUGCUGGGAACUCUUCUGCCUGGAACACGGAAUUCAGGCAGAUGGCACCUUUGGUGCCCAAGCCAGCAAGAUUAAUGACGACGACUCAUUCACCACCUUUUUUAGUGAAACCGGCAAUGGGAAGCAUGUGCCCCGGGCUGUCAUGGUAGACCUGGAGCCUACAGUCGUAGAUGAGGUUCGGGCAGGAACCUACCACCAGCUCUUCCAUCCAGAGCAGCUGAUCACAGGAAAGGAGGAUGCAGCUAACAACUAUGCCCGGGGCCACUACACAGUGGGCAAGGAGAGCAUUGACCUGGUGCUGAACUGCAUAAGGAAGUUGACAGAUGCCUGCUCUGGUUUGCAGGGCUUCCUGAUCUUCCAUAGUUUUGGUGGGGGCACUGGCUCUGGCUUCACUUCUCUACUGAUGGAACGCCUCUCCUUGGAUUAUGGCAAGAAGUCCAAGCUAGAGUUUGCUAUCUACCCAGCCCCCCAGGUCUCCACUGCAGUGGUUGAGCCCUAUAACUCCAUCUUAACCACCCACACCACACUGGAACAUUCAGAUUGUGCUUUCAUGGUAGAUAAUGAAGCCAUCUAUGACAUCUGCCGCAGGAACCUAGACAUUGAGCGCCCCACCUAUACCAACCUCAACCGCCUUAUUAGCCAAAUCGUAUCUUCCAUCACUGCCUCUCUCCGCUUUGACGGGGCCCUCAAUGUGGACCUCACUGAAUUCCAGACCAACCUGGUGCCCUACCCCCGCAUCCACUUCCCACUGGUCACCUAUGCACCCAUCAUUUCUGCUGAGAAAGCCUAUCAUGAACAAUUCUCCGUGGCUGAGAUAACCAGCUCCUGCUUUGAGCCCAAUAGCCAGAUGGUAAAGUGUGACCCAAGACAUGGCAAGUACAUGGCCUGCUGCAUGCUCUACCGUGGGGAUGUGGUGCCAAAGGAUGUGAAUGUCGCUAUUGCCGCCAUCAAAACCAAGAGGACCAUCCAGUUUGUAGACUGGUGUCCUACUGGCUUCAAGGUGGGCAUCAACUACCAGCCACCCACUGUGGUGCCAGGAGGGGACCUGGCCAAAGUCCAGCGGGCUGUCUGCAUGUUGAGCAACACCACAGCGAUUGCAGAGGCCUGGGCCCGCCUUGACCACAAGUUUGACCUCAUGUAUGCCAAGCGGGCUUUUGUCCAUUGGUAUGUUGGAGAGGGUAUGGAAGAAGGAGAAUUUUCUGAAGCUAGGGAGGACCUAGCUGCCCUAGAGAAGGAUUAUGAAGAAGUGGGGACUGAUUCAUUUGAAGAAGAAAAUGAAGGGGAGGAAUUUUAA
Molecule: messenger RNA, 1350 nt
Organism: Pipistrellus nathusii (Nathusius's pipistrelle)
Lineage: Eukaryota; Metazoa; Chordata; Mammalia; Chiroptera; Vespertilionidae
Source: the annotation of a GenBank genome assembly